This is a messenger RNA of Rotaria sordida, 2838 nucleotides long. NCBI's taxonomy places the organism in Eukaryota, Metazoa, Rotifera, Eurotatoria, Philodinida, Philodinidae. The record is from the annotation of a GenBank genome assembly.
AUGUCAAAAGGAAGAAAAUCUCGAGUUGAUUUGAAAUCUGAUAUGACAUCCAAAUCAUCUUCGGAAUCAAAUUCUCCACGAAAUAAUCCAUCGACAACAAAUCAGAUAACAAGUUCUGCUUCUGCACGUUCACAAAGUGAAUUUCCAACACCAACUGAAGCCGCCAUGGCUAAUCUUUCAUUACAAUCGACUGAAUCUCAAACAGAAAAAAAUGUUCGUUCUCAAACCGAGUGUCCAAAAAAGCGACGAUAUGGUGUGUCCUCAGUCGUUCCUGAUUCCGCUGUCUUGACGCCUAUUCGCCGUCCUGACGCUCAGGGCACUGUUGGAAAUGAUAUUGAAAUCUAUACGAAUCAUUUUCCAGUUUCCAUCGAUGACGCAAUAAUCAACCAAUACGACAUCGAUAUAGCAAUGGUACGUGAUGGACGACGACCUUGUCCAGCAAAGAAAAAUGAACGCUGGGAAGUACUUCAAAUACUUAGUAGACAUGAAAAAAAUUUUCCCAUUGUUUGGUAUGACGAAGGUAAAAAUUUAUAUACCAGAGAAUUACUAACAGAUUUUACAAGACCUCGUCGAGUUAAAUUAACAAUUAAUAAUCAAGAGAAAACUUUUGAAUUCAAAGUACUUAACCUUGUACGACAAGAAAAAAUCGGAAAUAUUUUCGAUUUUAUUCAUGGAAAAACUACAAUACGACCACGUGAUCCUAUACGUAUUAUAGAAACUUUGUUCAAACAAAGCGUACAUAAUCAAUACAUUUGUAUACGUAAUAAAUAUUAUGAUCGACGUCAAAAAAUGCUUGAUCUCGGAGAUGGACGUGGUUUAGCAAGUGGCUUUCAUCAAGCACUUUGUUUGACUCGUGAUGGUCCUACCAUCAAUGUCAAUUUGGCAUUUACAUGUUUCUAUCAACCUCUAAAUUUUGUUGAUUUUGCCUGUCAAUAUUUACGCCAAGACAUUACACGUGGAGUAAACGAAGCUGAAUUAGAAGGCAUGCAAAAGCUUUUUAAAAAUAUACUAAUAAAGACUACCCAUGCCGGACGUCCAAUCCAGUAUCGAUUGAAACUCUUUGGUCUACCGGCAAAUCGACUCACAUUUGAUCUAAGAUGCAAGGAUGAUUCAGGAAGUGCAUCACUACCAAAACAAAUCACUGUUGCGGAAUACUUUGCAAAGAAUUACAAAGCAUUGAAAUAUCCAAAUUUGCCAUGUAUUGAUGCUAGAAAUGGUGAAGAAGAACGAGCUCAGUGGUUACCAAUGGAAACUGUUCAGAUUGUUGAAUGGGAACGUGCCAUGAGACCAUUAGAUAGUGUACAACAAGCUUUAGUAGGGAAAAAAGCUAUUAUUAAACCUGAUAAACGCUACGAUCAAAUUAUGGAUAUUAUAAAUAAACGCAAUUUCAAUUCUGAUUCUUAUUUAAAAGCACUCAAUAUUCAAGUCAAUACUAAAGACAUGUUAAAAAUUCACGCUCGUAUUUUACCACCACCUCAAAUAAAAUAUCGAACACAAAAUAAUCAAGAAGUUGUUGAACAUGUUUCAUUCGGUAAAUGGAAAAUUGGAAAUCAAUUUCGAUCAACAUCAAUUAUCAAUAAAUGGGGAAUGAUUUAUUUUGGUCCGCAACCUAACGAAGAUAUAAUCGAAAUUCUAAAAAAAUUCGAGCAACAGUUACCAUUGUUAUUAAGAAGAUACGGUAUUGGAAUCAAUUCAAAUCCAUUGACAAUGGCCAAGCCUAGUCGUAAAGAUGAAAUUGACAAAACAUUCAGUAAUAUUAAAAGUCAAGGUUGGCAAUUAGCGAUUGUCAUACUGAAUGAUACCAUACCAGCUGUCUACGAUUAUGUGAAACACUUGGGAAAUCAAAAAUUUGGUUUAAUAACUCAAUGUGCUAGCUUUCAAGCAAUAGAAAGAAAUUCAGAAAAACUUCAUAUGUAUGUAGAAAAUUUAAGUCAAAAACUCAAUGCAAAAAUUGGUGGUAUCAAUGGCAUCAUUAAUUUGAAAACUGCUCUCAGUCAAGCAUCGCAUAAUGAUCGUUUCAUGUUUUUCGGUGCUGAUGUUACUCAUACUACGUCUUCAAAAGAAAAACCAUCGAUUGCUGCCAUUGUUGGAUCAUGUGAUCCGACAUGUAGUCGUUAUGCGGCUCGUCUUUGUGAACAAUAUCCAAAGAAAAAUCGUUGUUCAAUUGAGAUUAUCAAAGACAUGGAUAAGAUGGUCAUCGAUUUACUUCGAGUAUAUGCUCGUUCAUGUGGUAAUACAUUACCAAAUCGAAUAAUUUUUUAUCGUGAUGGUGUUGAUGAUGGACAAUUUCAAAAAGUACUCGAUAAUGAAGUUAAUAAAAUAAAAUCUGCUUGCCGAGUGGUAUAUGGACAACAUCCACUUCCUAGAUUAACAUUUAUCAUUGUUAAAAAACGACAUAAUACACGUUUCUUCACUUAUAAUGGUCAAAAGACAGACAAUGUUGAAGCGGGUACUGUUGUUGAUCUUCAUAUAACACACCCAUCGCAAUUUGAUUUUUACUUAUGUUCACAAACUGCUAUAAUGGGAACAUCACGUCCAGCACUUUAUCAUGUGCUCCAUGAUGAAAAUGGAUUUAGCAGUGAUGAUAUUCAACAAUUAACAUAUUGGCUUUGUCAUACAGAUGUUCGAUGUUCGAAAUCAGUUUCAAUUCCAGCUCCAGUACAUUAUGCUCAUUUAGCUGCGUAUGCUUCCAAUGCCUACGAAUUCGAUCAUAGCGAGGAUGAAAAUCUGGAAAAUGAGGAUGAUGAAAAGCCAUCGGAAGAAAUCUCACUUGAAGAUAUACAAACAAAAGUGAUGAUACUUAAUAACGAUAUACAAGAUACGAUGUGGUUCGUUUAA